AUGAGUUGGGUGAACGCGUUUAAAACAGUCGCAGUGAAUGUGUACACCCAAAAUAGCACUCUGCGUACUGGAACCGCUUCCAUGUUCGAUCUGAUUAGGCGCAAAUCAACUAAAAGUUUGAAUCCCAAUAGACAUUCUUCCAUUUGUCGAAGAUAUCCAAAGGACCGAACACCGUGCUUCGAUCCCAGCACAAUAACGAUAGAAUACGGUCGACAAUGCCACGCUCGAUUAAUUCGUUCGUUUCUUUACACCGAGCACUGGCCUCGGGAACCAAGUGUGGUUGGUUUAUGGAUGCCAUUGGAAUCCCCCUAUCUGGAUACGCUUACUGAUAUGUAUUCAUAUUCUGGGGAUCGUUUCUUAGCUUACGAACGCAUCAAACGAACAAACGAACGAAAGUUGGUUGGAGUGUGCGUGUGCACUAAACAGUACCCUUGGAUGAUUGACGAGCUCGAGGAGUGGGCUCACGUCACGGCCUCCAGGCCCGAGAGACAUAGGAUGUACUUCUGUGCACACUGCCUGAAAAGCCCCAACUUCUUCAAAAAAUAUAAUGUCGAUUUUAUUUAUGAGAUUGAAGUUCUAUGUGUUGCUCAAGAAGUUGCUUCUCACGGUGUGGGUCUAAUGUUGGUUAAGAAAGCUUUGGCUCAUGCGGAGGACUUACGGUAUCCUCUCGUCCAAAAUAUCGCUGUCAGUCAGUAUACAGCUUCGCUCUGUGAACGUGCUGGCAUGAAACGUGAUUGGACUAUGGACUACUCGGAGUUCGUAGACGCGGCUGGCCAGCGCGUAUUCUUCCCUAGACGGCCUCAUCACACAGUUGGCAUCUACGUCAAAUAUUUUGAUCCAAAAAAGAGCUUGGAAUUGCCUUGUAAAAAACCAUUCUAG
This is a messenger RNA of Arctia plantaginis, 879 nucleotides long. The record is from the annotation of a GenBank genome assembly. Lineage: Eukaryota; Metazoa; Arthropoda; Insecta; Lepidoptera; Erebidae.